Molecule: messenger RNA, 2063 nt
Organism: Carassius carassius (crucian carp)
Lineage: Eukaryota; Metazoa; Chordata; Actinopteri; Cypriniformes; Cyprinidae
Product: insulin-like growth factor I
Exons: 4
Coding region: 883-1479 (198 amino acids)
Cellular component (GO): extracellular region
Molecular function (GO): hormone activity
Source: RefSeq, a predicted model, not a curated record
AAAUGUUUAUUAUUUAAUAGCACAAAUACUGUCAUUUAAAUAAAAUAUUUAUGACAAAAAAGAUUUAUGAAAAUAAUGUGUUUGUGCAAUAAAUACGGUGACUAAUUUGUUUGGUUUUGGACAGUUACCACAAAAUCAAUUUGUAUUUAAUUUUUAAUUUCAUUGUAGCUUCUAAAAUUUCAAUUAUUAUACUUUCAUUCCCAGUUCAAAUAAAAGGUUUUAUGUCAUACUGAGCAUUAGUCAUUUAAUUUCAUAAACCAACUGCUGUACAUCGUACCUCAAGUUAAUAAUGUACCCACACGUCUGACUAUUAACGUAACAUUUUGUCUUUAUUUUAUCUGUAAGCGUUGCAAGUGCGUUCCUACAUCUAUCUUUAGUUUCAUUUAUCAUUUCAGCUGAAACCUACACACUCCAAAAUCACUUAACUGGCUUCUCGCUGAGAUAUACUCGUGAUAAUUUCUUCCUCCAUUGUCGUCACUCUUAAGAUGGAUUUCAAUGUCAUGCUGCAGAAAAUCUUGAAACCGACGUUAUAUAAGAUAAUGAUGACAAUUCAAAGCUGUAUAUGGUUGCACAUAAUAAAGGAACAAUAUCUGUCAGAUAAAUUCAUCCUUUUUAAAUUUCUGAGCAUUUAAUGAUAGACAUGAGGGUGUCAGUUUUUGUUGUUGUUGUUUAUUAAUCUGAUUUCUUUUGUAGUUUCAUGCAUCUCCAAUAAAAGACAUGCUUUGCGAUUAGGAGUUGUAGGAUGUGUCUGUCUGUGUGUGUGUGUGUGUGUGUGUGUGUGUGUUGUGCUGUUGGUCCGUCCCCCCCGGUCAUCCUAUAAGAGCACACUGGAGUAAGAACGUCAGUAGCUCUUUAGAGAGACCAUACCUUGAAAAAAAAGACAUGCCAUCAGACGGAAUGCCUACCUGUCAUGCCAGACGCCUUCAGAUGCUUAGAGAAUUCCUGAAGCAGGUGCCCAGCUGGCGAAGUGUGUGUGUCCUCUGUUCCCUGUUCUGCGUCCUGAUCCUGCCAGAUGCCGGCGAGGCUGCCAAAGCACGCUGUGGGCGAGAACUAGUUGCUGACCUGGAGUUUGUGUGUGGAGACCGUGGCUUUUACAGAGGCAAACCUGGAGCAGUCCGUAGUGGUGGCCCCCGCUCUCGUGGGAAAGGGAUCGUAGAGCAGUGUUGUGUGCGUGGCUGUGACCUCCAGCAUUUGGAGUCGUAUUGUGCCAAACCCAAAAGGCUGCAGCGUGACGUUCCUGCAUCUCUGCAGCAGACUCCAGAAGAUCAGUUUUGGUUGGUGUUUCAGCAGCGAUACCAGAAGCAUGCGGAGAUGAACAGAGAUGAGGACGCUGCUUCUCAAAGACUCAGAGAACGGACGCUUUACCGGUGGAACUCCAGAAAUUCAGUUUCACUAACCAACCAACCCUCCUCUACACAACAGCAACCUUCCACUGAGAGAGUGACAUCAGGAACAACAUUUCACCCCCACAUCCGAUAGUCCUGGCUCUUUUUUGACCUGUGUGGACCCUAUGAAUCACCUUCCUUCACUAAUAAAAGACACUUCUGUCCUGGCAGAUGUAUAAACAGCAAUAUGUAAGAGAAACUAGAGGACAGGAUGCCUAAGAUGCCAUAAAAUAGUGAAGAGCAGGGUGAACCUGAACUGUCACGGGCUGUACUAGUUUCAUUAAGCAAAUGCUGAACACAAGCUGAAUUGUAUUUUUCCAUUCAGUUUUGUUUUCAGCUUCGCUCUGUCUUUGGGUAAACGAGUUCAAACCAAGUUAAAGUUGAAUGUGUUUGUAUGAUGGCUGAGGUAAAUCAUUUUGAAUGUAAAUGUGACUUUUUUAUGAAAGAUUACUGAUGUUAGUGAAUAUAUUUUAUGUUUAAUUUAUGUUCUGUAAGAUUAGUUUUCUGGUACUUGUAAAAUAUGUAUCUAAAGCAGAUUUGUAAAGAAUUUUAAAUAAAAGAAAACCGUGAGGUUACCAUGCUGUUAAUUUUCUUUCUAUUGCCCAUCAUAUUCUGACAUACUCAGAUCAGCUCUAUUUAAAACGAUUAAUAAAGACAGAUUCCUGAUCUUCUAGUGAG